UUUAUUAGCAUACUGCGCAGUAUAUAAAGUGAGACAGACGCAUGAGACGUCACUCUGCCCCUGUCCCAGCGAGACGUGCGACCUGUGAUUUCUCUGAAUCAAACUCUGAGCCUCUGCAGACAUGUCUGACAAACCUGACCUCACGGAAGUCGCGUCAUUUGACAAGACCAAGCUGAAGAAGACAGAGACUGAGGAGAAGAACACAUUGCCGACUAAAGAGAUCAUGGAGCAGGAGAAGGCAGCAGCUUGUCAAACUACAUCAUGAACACUGCUCCUCCUAUAUCUAUACAUUCCACAAGCCUUGCAUUUUUUUUUUUCAACCACCAAGUAUGCAAGUUGAAGUUUUUAAUAAUUGACUAAACAAUGGUUCCAAACAGCUCUCCCUUGUGUAUUACGAUGUGUGGCUUGAUGUCGGCAUUGGGUUCCUGGUCAUCUGUUUGAACUGGGUGUGUCAUGAUACAACUGGGGGACCAACACUUUGUGAUUUGUAGCCCUGCUUUUGCUGUUUGUGAAUUCCAACAAAGCAACUGGUCUUUCUGUAAAAAAAUAAAUACAUCUGGAAUGUGCAAAUUUGUUAAAUAUGCAAAAUAAAAAAUGAAAUUCA
Messenger RNA from Labrus bergylta (ballan wrasse), 604 nucleotides. RefSeq names its product thymosin beta 4 X-linked (gene tmsb4x). Gene Ontology annotation, molecular function: actin monomer binding. The record is from RefSeq and is a predicted model, not a curated record. Lineage: Eukaryota; Metazoa; Chordata; Actinopteri; Labriformes; Labridae. Gene Ontology annotation, cellular component: cytoplasm. Gene Ontology annotation, biological process: actin filament organization; regulation of cell migration.